Molecule: messenger RNA, 5348 nt
Organism: Mycena citricolor
Lineage: Eukaryota; Fungi; Basidiomycota; Agaricomycetes; Agaricales; Mycenaceae
Source: the annotation of a GenBank genome assembly
AUGGUCGAUUUCGAGGACGUUGAAGAGCGCGAUGGUGAACUCACAGGUGUCCGCCUCUCCUGGAAUGUAUGGCCCUCGUCGCGUAUAGAGGCGACCAGAACCGUCGUUCCUAUCUCAGCCCUAUACACACCCCUGAAGCAGCGCGAGGAUCUGCCCCCAGUCUUGUACGAGCCGGUAGCGUGCAAGCCUCCGUGUCGCGCUAUCCUCAACCCUUACUGCCAAAUCGAUAUUCGUGGCAAACUCUGGAUUUGCCCCUUCUGUCUGUCUCGCAAUGCCUUCCCUCCUCACUACAAGGACAUAUCCAACACGAACCUCCCUGCCGAACUUUUACCAAAAUACACCACCAUCGAAUACACCCUUGCUCGCCCAGCCCAGGUUCCGCCGAUCUUCCUUUUCGUUGUGGAUACGUGUCUGGAUGAGGAGGACCUGAAGGCUCUGCGUGAUGCACUGACCCAAGUCCACGAAAUUGGAUAUGCCGAGUGCAACAAGUCCUACGUGUUCCGAGGCGGAAAAGAGUAUCAGCCCAAACAGAUUCAAGAUAUGCUCGGACUGAGCUCCCAGUCGCGCGCUGCCCCCCGUCCAGGACAGCCUAUGCCUACACAGUCCUUCGGCGCCUCGAGAUUCUUGCUCCCGGUUCAGCAAUGCGAGUUCCAGUUGACUGGCAUCUUGGAAGGCCUUGUGCGCGAUCCGUGGCCCGUUGCAAGCGACAAGCGUCCUCUGCGAUGCACUGGUGUUGCGCUCAGUGUGGCCGUCGGCCUUCUCGAGACUACUUACCCCAACACGGGUGCUCGCAUCAUGUUGUUUGCUGGUGGUCCUGCCACAGAGGGUCCCGGAAUGGUCGUCAGCAACGAGCUCAAGGAGCCCAUCCGGUCCCAUCACGACAUAGAACGGGACACCGUCAAGCACUACAAGAGGGCGAUCAAGUUCUACGAAGGCCUCGCCAAGCGUGUUUCGAACAACGGGCAUGCGGUCGACUUGUUUGCGGGAUGUCUGGACCAAGUCGGUCUGCUGGAGAUGAAGUCGCUGCCCAACAGCACCAACGGAGUCAUCGUCUUAUCUGACUCGUUCGCCACGUCCAUCUUCAAGCAGAGCUUCCUGCGUCUGUUCAAUAAGGACGAGGAGGGCCACCUGCAGAUGGGUUUCAAUGCUACGUUUGAUGUCCAGACCACGAAAGAACUCAAGGUUUCUGGCCUGAUUGGACAUGCCAUCUCGGCUGGCAAAAAGUCUGGUUGUGUCGGGGAGACAGAAAUUGGUAUCGGCCAGACAUCGGCCUGGAAGAUCAAUGUGAUCACACCGCACACGGCUACGGGUGUCUACUUUGAGGUGGUAACUCCUGCCGGCCAGCCAUUAGCACCAGGCUCGCGUGGUCUGAUCCAAUUCGUCACCCACUACCAACACUCGUCUGGCUUCCAGCGGCUACGAGUGACCACUAUUGCUCGUAACUUUGCGGAGGCUGGUUCUCCCAGUAUCCCGGCGUCGUUCGACCAGGAGACUGCUGCUGUCCUCAUGGCUCGCAUUGCCGUUUUCAAGGCUGAGAUCGACGACUCACCUGAUGUCCUGCGGUGGCUGGAUCGUAUGUUGAUCAGGCUGUGCCAGAAGUUCGCCGAUUACCGCAAGGAGGACCCGACUAGCUUCAGGUUGACGGACAACUUCAGCAUUUAUCCCCAAUUCAUGUUCCAUCUGCGGAGAAGUCAGUUUCUGCAGGUGUUCAACAACAGUCCGGACGAGUCUGCAUUCUACAGGCACAUCUUGAAUGAGGAAGAUGUUAACAACUCACUGAUCAUGAUCCAACCUACGUUGAUGUCGUACACCUUUGACCAGCAGCCCCAGCCCGUGCUUUUGGACAGCGUGUCGAUCAAACACGACGUCAUCCUGUUGCUGGACACGUUCUUCCACAUCCUCAUCUUCCAUGGAGAGCUUGUCGCCCAGUGGAGGAAACAGGGCUACCAGGAUCAGGAGGGCUACGAAAACUUCAAGGAGUUGCUCGAACUACCUGUCGCUGAUGCUCAGGAACUGCUCACAGAACGAUUCCCGAUUCCUCGGUACAUUGUGUGUGACCAGGGAGGCAGUCAAGCGCGAUUCUUGUUGUCCAAGCUGAAUCCGUCGACCACCCACAUGUCCAACACGAUGUACGGAUCGCAAAACAACGCUGCAGGACAGGCCAUCUUCACAGAUGAUGUGAGCUUGCAAGUGUUCAUGGAGCAUCUCAAGAGACUGGCUGUCGGUGCCCAGACGAAUUGAUUUCAAACUUUCGAGGAGUAGAUACUUUCGUCGCAUUUAUUGCCAGGAAACAUGUUAAAUUAUGCGGUUUCAUUCAUCUUACACAAUCUGAGCUUGAGUGCAACCCAACACCCAUGGUUGCUUGUGACAAUGACACGGACUAGCAUCCAUCUCUCUUCUGCGCCAUGACUUGCCCAUGCUCGCAUGAAGUGCUCUGUUUCGACUGCUCCCCCCUGGCUUCAGAGUAUGGAUAUUCCCGACCAUCACUGCAGCAGCGGCAGGCUGCGGCAGGUCUCCCGAUGAAUGGCAGUCUGGAGGAUCAUCGGUUCUGCGCACCUCUCGUCCUUCCUGGCGACGACCUGGCUGAAGAUCCAGACUAUCCCGCACAGAGCAUCCAAGAAUGGCGGACGGAUGCGGACCGGAAUCAGGUGGAGACGUCUCGCCGCACACUGUAUGUGGUCGCACCGCCUGCGGUUGACGACACUGUGCCUUUCAUGGAGUCGUGGCGCGAGCCGAACGGUGCUGAGGGCGUCGCGAUUGAGCGCCCCAAAGUCGAGGACAUGGUUGAUUAUCUACGCGCGUUCUAUCACGGGAUGGACGUGAGACGAUUGUCGAGUCCGAGUCUGUGUUUUACGAGUUGGAGUGCGCCCAAACGCGCGUCUCGGACACCGCGUUAUGUUGGGCUCAAAGCGGGCGACGAAUGCGUGCGGAUUCGCACCCGCGCAUCACACGACGGGAUCUUUAGCAGGCAGCUCAAUCUCGACGAUCUGCUCGACGCCGCGAUUGGGGUACUCCCCUCUGACGCGUAUGCCAUGGUGCUGGUCGUCCCAUGGGAUAUCUACGAGCGUGCAGACGAUGAUUUUGCUUGCGGACGCGCGUAUGGUGGAAGUCGCGUCGCUGUCAUAUCAACAGCACGAUACCACCCCGGGCUGGAUCGGAUGCAAGACGUCGAAAGGCUUCAUGCGUGGCCCGCUUCGCAUUGCCAAGCCUACAUGACUGCUUGUUGCUCCGAAGCGCGACCGGCGAAACGGCGCAAAGGAAAUGGUCCUGGGUCCCUGUCAAAUUCGCCAUUACGUGCAGCAGUUGCAGCCUAUGCUGCCCUCCCUUCUCUGGUCAACACGAACUCCGCGGCUGCACUGUCGUCGCUGUGGCUUGCGCGGGCGUGCCGCACCGCAAGUCACGAGCUGGGACACUGUUUCGGAAUCGAUCACUGCGUUUACUACGCGUGUGCCAUGCAGGGCACUGCGUCGCUGCGAGAAGACGCGCGCCAGCCGUUGUUUGUGUGUCCCGUUGAUCUUGCGAAGAUUCUCGAAGCCACCGGGACCUCGUCCGAGCGUCGAGACGAGGCUCUCCUUGCCUUUUGCGCCAAGCACCCGCAAAAUCAUUCCUUCGCGUCGCUGGCAGCAUGGAUUCGAGUUGCGUAGCGUCGUUUCCACGAAAAGUUGUACGUCUGUUACAUUGAUUGUUGUGCUAAAUCUACUCCACUUUUUGGUUGACCUCUCCUACACUCCUACGAUUCCGGUGUCUUUGGUAUCCUUCUCCGCGAAGCUUUCGAUCACUUCCUUGACCAGGUUGAUGUCAGCCCUUGGCACGCUGAUGACAUUCCGUUCCUUGUCCAGUAAGCCCACGAAUUCGGUGGGGAGGACGUCCUGCUCGAAAUUGAAGGACGCAUUGUUUUUGAGCGCCAGAUUCACCGCCUCCGAGAAUUUGGCUGGGUGAGCCGUCGACAACAUGACUUGGCGAACGGAGCUAGGGCUGGGGAGAGGCGUUGAGAACAGAUCGAUUCCACAGGACUCGAGAACAGAUCGUACUUUUUGGAAGCAACGAUCUUCCCAGCCGCCAAACCAACGGCGGUGUGAGGAUCAACCACGUAAGACGGAGAGGCUUCAAAGUGCGAGCGGAUGGUUUCCAGAGUCUAUUGAUCAGAUCAACUCAGUGCAAACGAGACAUGCCAGGCUAUGGCACGGACCAGCUCAUCCGAGAUCCGUUCAGCAAAGAAGUCCCGGCGAGCCAGCUCGAUGACGGAGGUGGGAAUAUCAACCCGACCAUCAGCCUUCAUCUCGCUCAUCCAGCUCGCCAAGGUCGCACACGCUUUCUCGUGCUCGGAACCCACAGCUUCGAACGCGAGGUACCAGAGCAGCCGCUCAAAGUUGCUAGACACGAGAAUGUCCAUGGCGGGUGAGAGGGUCUCCCGAACACCGGCCGCCGCCGUUCCCUGCUUCCCGUCCGUCAUCGGUGCGGAAUCCACCUUUUCGUACCGUGCAGUGUUCCAGAAUCGCGCGAGGAUGUCAUUCGAGUUGGUGGCAACGACCAUUUUCGACAUGGGCAGCCCCAUGCGUUUGGCGUAGUAUCCCGCCAGGAUGUCGCCGAAAUUUCCCGUGGGCACGACGAAUUGGACUUCGGUCCCAGGCUCGGGCGAGAGAUGGAAGUACGCCAGGAAGUAAUACACCGUCUGGGCGAGGAUGCGAGCCCAGUUGAUCGAGUUGACGGCACCGAGACGCACAGAGCGGACUGGAUGCCGGAAGCACAACCUGGCAGUCAUCGAACGUUCCUCCGACAGAGAUGUUGUGCACGUUCGCGUCCGUCACUGUUGCCAUCUGCGCUUCUUGGAUCGGCGACACGCGCCCAGUGGGGAAGAGGAUGAAGAUGGAGAUGUCUGCUUUGUUCCUCAAGCCAUAGAUCGCCGCGCUGAGUCGUGUCACAAAGAGCGUAAUGCUUGAAGGGCGAAACGACUCACCUUCCUGUGUCUCCACUGGUUGCUCCGACGACGGUCAACUUCUCCUUCUUCUCUCCCUCCGCUUUCCUGCUGUUCCUUCUCUUGAGGAAGAACUCGAAGAGGUUCCCAAGCAGCUGGAGAGCAACAUCCUUGAACGCGAAGGUGGGGCCGUGGAAGAGCUCGAGAACGAAUCGUUUAUCAUCGAGCUUUUUGAGCGGUGUGACAUCUGGAUGUCGGAACGUAGAGUAGGACUUUUCCACGAGUGCACGGAGAUCGGAUGUUGUAAUUUCAUCGGGAGAGAUGUAGAGCGAUAGAACAGCGACUGAGAGAUCGACGAAGGAGUAGGACUUCCACUUUGUUUGCCAGUCUGCUGGUAAUGCUGGGAUAACUUCAGGGAUGUACAAUCCGCCGU